Haliotis rubra (blacklip abalone) is the source of this 1886-nucleotide messenger RNA. RefSeq names its product cyclin-dependent-like kinase 5. Lineage: Eukaryota; Metazoa; Mollusca; Gastropoda; Lepetellida; Haliotidae. Gene Ontology annotation, molecular function: ATP binding; cyclin-dependent protein serine/threonine kinase activity. Gene Ontology annotation, cellular component: cytoplasm; nucleus. The record is from RefSeq and is a predicted model, not a curated record. Gene Ontology annotation, biological process: protein phosphorylation; synaptic vesicle transport; neuron apoptotic process.
AAAGAGCUUGUUCCGGUUUGUUGGUUCCGGAGAUCUCACGAAAGUGAGAAGUCGCUGUCAAAACAAUGCAAAAAUAUGAGAAACUCGAGAAAAUUGGAGAAGGAACAUAUGGAACAGUUUUCAAAGCAAAGAACAGAGAAACCCAUGAAAUAGUUGCCUUGAAGAGAGUUCGUCUUGAUGAUGAUGACGAGGGUGUUCCCAGUUCAGCAUUGCGGGAAAUCUGCCUGUUAAAAGAGCUGAAGCACAAGAAUAUUGUCAGAUUACAUGAUGUCCUACACAGUGAGAAGAAGCUGACGUUGGUAUUUGAGUACUGUGACCAAGACUUGAAGAAAUACUUCGACAGCUGUAAUGGGGAGAUCGAUCCGGACACAGUUAAGUCGUUCAUGUACCAGCUGCUCCGAGGCCUGGCCUUCUGUCACAGCAACAACGUCCUCCAUCGAGAUCUCAAACCUCAGAACCUGCUCAUCAACAAGAAUGGUGAGCUGAAGUUGGCAGAUUUUGGUUUGGCAAGAGCCUUUGGAAUUCCAGUUCGAUUCUACUCAGCAGAGGUUGUUACCUUGUGGUACCGUCCACCUGACGUACUGUUCGGAGCCAAGAUGUAUUCAACAUCAAUCGACAUGUGGUCUGCGGGAUGUAUUUUUGCAGAGUUGGCUAAUGCAGGUCGGCCACUGUUUCCAGGAAAUGAUGACGAAGAUCAACUGAAGAGGAUCUUCAAAUUACUGGGAACCCCAACAGAAGAAACGUGGCCACAGAUGACCCAGCUCCCUAACUACAGGCCCUUCCCGAUGUACCAUGUCUCCACCACAUGGCAACAGGUCGUCCCCAAGCUCAAUGCUAAGGGCCGAGACCUUCUACAGUGUCUUCUCGUGUGCAACCCGGCUGGCCGGAUAUCUGCCGAGGAAGGCCUUCUCCACAGCUACUUCGCUGAUCUGAGCCCAGCCAUCAAACAGGGAUGAACGAUGACAGUGUUGUCCUUAGUAUAUACAUUGUGAACAUCAGCCUUUGAAUUGCAAUACAGGGAUGAACUCUCUCCUAUAGGAUUCCUCAUGGCAUAAUGGGAAGAUUUCCUUAUGCUGCCCUCAUCUGAUGUUGUGUGACUUUACUGAAGGUGGGGUAAUAAAAGGAACUCUUACCACAUGUGAUAAACAUAUCAUUAGUUAAAGAUGAUGGUUCAGUAAUUUUCUUAUUACUUAUAAAUAAUGAAAUGCACAGUCUACGCUACGUAAUCUUUAGGAAGGGAUGGCUUAAGAUAUGGCACAAUGGAACGCCUGAAUCUCUGCGCAGAAUGGCUUACCUUAGCUGGGCCAAGAUCUGCUGUUCGUUGGUGUGACUUAAUGGCCUUUCAUUGGUCUAUCUGCACUAAAGCAGUGUGUUCACUCUCAGCAGGGUGAGUGCUAAAUAUCUUUGACCUUGACAAACUGGCUUUCAUGCCAGCUGGCACCAUUCAAUAAGAGGUGAGUGAGUGGGUGGAUGGGUGAGUGAGUGGAUGGGUAUGGGGGGUGGGUUUUGAGCGAGUGAGUUUUAGUGCAACUUUCAACACUUAUAACCCAGUGUGUCAGCUAACUGUGUCAGAAAAGCCUGAAUGAUGCAGGCAACAGAUAUUUAUGAUUUUAGUGAAACCCCAAAGCAUCGGUAUGGUCCUGACAAACCAAGAAACAAGAUUUGGUGAUUUUCUGUGGAACAAUAUAUCAACUUAUCAAUCAGAAUGAUUCACUUUGUUUCAUGUAUUUACGUAUUUGUGUCAUUUAGUGGAUGGAUGUUGAAUCAUGUUCAGUGCUGGCUAUAAUUUCCAUUGACCAUUUCCAUCCCUGUCAGAUAUCUAGUCACCACAUGCUGAUAGAAAUGAAAUUGAUUGUAUUGAAUCAAAUGUAUGUUUUAAAUCAACA